Molecule: messenger RNA, 1305 nt
Organism: Mycena indigotica
Lineage: Eukaryota; Fungi; Basidiomycota; Agaricomycetes; Agaricales; Mycenaceae
Exons: 5
Coding region: 1-1305 (434 amino acids)
Source: RefSeq, a predicted model, not a curated record
AUGCCCACAACCGCCCUGUCCACUGCCUCGCUGAGCUUUAGGGAGCCAGUCAUCGGCCCGAGCUCAAAGCCGAUUCGGAUUUUCCAUCCGGCCUACGAUAAACCCACGGAAAUCCUACAUGUCGCCACAUACCCGCAUCCGGACGACUCGGACAAUGACACCCACGGCCUACCCCUACGAAUCGUCCUUGUGUUCUGUUUCAUAAUUGCCAACAACAAGAAAGGUCUCCUCCGUGAGAAGGAUUCUGGUUCUGACAUGGGUUCGGGCGACGUCUGGCUUUGUUAUGGGGACUACACGUAUGACCUAGCCGAAUCAGAGACUCCCUACCCGAUCUGCACUACAUUCUCGUCGUGGGCAAUCCCCGUGGAACUCCCUGAAGGGUGGGGGUGGUCCAUGAUGGGCUCAUCAUCCGAACCACCCCCUGCCAGCAAUCAGUCAAAUCUCAGCACCUUGGUGAAAGCGUUGGACAAGGCCUGCCUACUGACAGGGAAGACCUUUGGUCUUGAAACUUGUCACCUCGUUCCCCGGAGCGAGAGAAAAUGGUGGAACUACAACACAAUGAACGCGAAACUCGGCAACAUAGAAGGCAUUGACUCACCGCAAAACUGCAUCUCCCUCCGUGGUGACCUCAACGGUUCCGGAAUGGAUGCCGGUCACUUCAUCUUUGCUCCGUACCGCGGCUAUGGGGUAUGUGUAUGCCUCACCAAUGAGUGUCGGGACGUGGCUAGGGAUCUAAAUCUAUCUCCCCUCCGUUUGAGCGACCGCCUCAAACCCCAUUGCUUUUUUGCUCGGUGUGCAUGGGGCCUUUUCAAGUCUCAAGAGAAAAAUUUGGAGGCAUUGCAGCACGCACAGAAGGUCCCAAUACCUGAAGAGCUUCGAAACAGAUCGAACAUGUCCCAAGCUGGAGGGGCACGCAAGAAAUCUGCAGGAGCUGGGGAUAGAGCUAAGGAGGGAGGAGAUAGAGCUGAGAGAGGACAGGACCAGAUGCAGAUCGACAAUCUGAAAUUUGAUCUUUCGGCGCGGCCAACAGAUGAAGAGCUUGACCAGGACGAAGAGAUCGAAAGGGAGCUCCAAUUGCAGGCUUCAACACCAAACGAGCUUGCCCAGGAACUCUAUCCAGGCUUCUCCAACCUGAAUCGUCUCAAAGUGGCUUAUCUUCCGUCGCUGGAUCAAUUAUCCUAUUUCAAUACACGGAUUGCUCGAGUUGGUGACGAGACGCUCUCGGUUUUACAUCUAGAUGACGGGGAUCAAAUUGAUCGCAAUGAGGCGGUCUCACAAUGGCUUGACCGUGGAGCAUUCGCAUGA